This is a messenger RNA of Seriola dumerili (greater amberjack), 1582 nucleotides long. It is a transcript of the gene grpel1, whose product is annotated as GrpE like 1, mitochondrial. Gene Ontology annotation, cellular component: PAM complex, Tim23 associated import motor. The transcript is spliced from 4 exons. Gene Ontology annotation, biological process: protein import into mitochondrial matrix; protein folding. The record is from RefSeq and is a predicted model, not a curated record. NCBI's taxonomy places the organism in Eukaryota, Metazoa, Chordata, Actinopteri, Carangiformes, Carangidae. The coding region runs from base 61 to 705 and encodes 214 amino acids. Gene Ontology annotation, molecular function: adenyl-nucleotide exchange factor activity; protein homodimerization activity; protein-folding chaperone binding.
AGUUGUGCGUCCCUUCAGCGUGUGUUCCAAGGAGAUUUUACCUGCAGAGUUAUUGGGAAAAUGGCGAGCCUGUGUGCCAGAGCAGUGAGACAGAGCUACUCACUAGUAGCUUCAUCUGCGCUUACACGAGCAUCUCCACGAUUGUUAUGUACGGCCACUCAGCAGAAGAAUGGCCACAGGUCAGAGGAGGACGCUGAGAAGCCAGAGCAGAGUGCAGCAGAGAAAGUCCUGACGGAGGAGAAGACCCAGCUGGAGGAGCAGCUCAAGGAGAUGACGGAAAAGUACAAGCGGGCCUUGGCUGACACAGAGAACCUCAGAACGCGGAGUCAGAAGAUGAUAGAAGAUGCUAAAUUAUACGGGAUCCAGGGCUUCUGUAAGGACCUGCUGGAAGUGGCCGACAUCCUGGAGAAGGCUACAGAGAGCGUGCCCAAGGAGGAGGUGACAACCCAGAACCCUCACCUGAAGAACCUGUACGACGGCCUGGUGAUGACCGAGGUCCAGAUCCAGAAGGUGUUCACCAAGCACGGCCUGGUCAAGCUGAACCCCGACGGCCAGAAGUUCGACCCCUACGAGCACGAGGCCCUCUUCCACGCCCCUGUGGAAGGCAAGGAGCCCGGCACUGUCGCCGUAGUAACCAAAGUGGGCUACAAGAUUCACGGUCGCACCCUCAGGCCAGCGCUGGUGGGUGUGGCCAAAGCCCCCUAGAAAUGAUGACAACUGUGACAAAAUGGGAUUUGUUUUGUUGCCUGGGUGACGGGGGACCUCAGUUACAGUAGACUGGCCCCAGCACCCUGCCACCCUUUUCCCAUGGGUCACUCCCCCUCCUGCCUCGAAGAGACGUGAACCCAGCUGAAAUGAACUUUGUAUCUGGACAAUAUUCAUCUGUUCCUAACAGAUGCAUAACACUCUGUCUGGCACAGGACAGUCUUUGCAGUAAAAAUUAAUUUAGUCAUUACAUAAGUCAUUUCAGGCAGUUAUCGUCAGAUGUUUAAAAAAGAAAAAAGCACCAGCUCACAGACAGAGGCUUUCAUGUCUCUUCACGCUGCCAUAAAUUUAAACUGGAAGAGAAGCAGUGGAAUAUAUUUCACUGACUUAUAAAAAAAAAAGCAUACCAUCUGAUCAUAACCCUCUAAUUUCAGUACUUUUUGGAUGAGAGCUGGUGUAAAAUCCAUCCACACGGUGAACAGUGACUCUGAACUGCUGAUAUCAUUCCGGACUUUUGUUGAAAGCUCUAAUAAUCUUGAAAUUGACUCUUCAGUUGUCUUUCUUGUUUGUGAGUUUCAUUGUGUGAAUAAAGCUCAGAGCAGUACUUGUGGAUCUGAAGAAAGGCUUGAGAUCUUACUCUGUCCCGAGGUGGGCUUUCUAAAGCCUGCAGAGUACAGACAUCUUCCUCUGCUUCAUUUGGAUAUGAUCGGUCUCCGGUCAGCCGGCCUCAGUCACAGUAACGUCCCUGUGCCACAGUGUGGCUCAGUAAGGUUGGACAGUGAUGUAACAGCUUUAUCUGUAAACCAUUAGAGUAAUUAUGUACAUGGACCUUUGUCCAAAUUGUCACAGCAUCAGAAUAAACUGAUCAUCUUUGAAA